UACACAUCAGCCCGAAGCGUGCGGUAGGAAGUUGAAGUUGUUCGCUCGCCGCGGCCUUACAAUCAACCGCACAAUCGUCGCAAAGCGACACGCUCGUACGUGUCCCGUGUAUAAAAAUUAAAUAAACAAACAAAGAAAGGUAGAAAGUCGGAGGAAUUUCCUCUUCGCGUUUAAAUAUAACUCGUUUGAAUUCCCUCGUCAAUUCUCAUCUAUUUGUCGGUUGUGGCAUCCCGCUCGCUGUUAGCGCGAUUCUUUUUUAUCGAAUCAUUCGAUCGGCCCGAGCCUUGAACGAGAACUAACGUGAACGGCUGCUGCUGCUGCUGCUGCUGCUUCCUUGGCGUUUGUUAGAGAUCGAGAAGACGCUGGACGCGAGUUCGAUCUAGAAACAGGGGAGUUCAAGUGGACAAGACGUCCGGGAGCAGGCUAUACUCGGACCUCAACUUCGCAGACCUCAAUUUCCCUUAAACCUCCCCACGAUGGCCGGCAUGAACGAGUGGGGAUACUCAACUGUAGACGGGCCCAGUACGUGGGUGGAGAGAUACCCAAUGGCGGCGGGUUCCAGGCAGAGCCCGGUGAACAUCGAGACCUUCCGUGCAAAAUCCGACCACGAGGCUCUAAGUAGCAAACCGUUGAGUUGGCGCUACCCGGCGACGGCAUCCAAGAAGCUGGUCAACCCGGGAUACUGCUGGCGCAUCGACACCGACGGCGAUGGCACGCUCUUGACCGGAGGACCGCUUAUGGACGACGUCUACAAGCUCGAGCAGUACCAUUGCCACUGGGGAUGCUCCGAUUCCAGAGGAUCCGAGCACACCGUCGACGGGCAAGCUUUUGCUGGCGAGCUCCACCUCGUGCACUGGAACACCACGAAGUACAACACCUUCGCCGAAGCUGCAAAGGCGCCGGAUGGUUUGGCCGUGCUGGGCGUAUUUCUGAAGGUGGGAAAGACCCACGAGGAGAUGGACAAGAUCGCUCGUCUUCUGCCGUACGUCUCUCACCGCGACGAAGUCGUUAAAAUCACGGAAAACAUCGAUCCUAGCAAGCUGUUACCCGCUCGCAGUGGCCGAGCCGGUAGCCAGAGAUGCUUAAACCCUUGCAUGCGUUGGGCAGAUCGAAUCAUUCGGCACGAGAGCAAGUGCAAUUUGCAAGCCGACGACAAUGGGUAUUGGACGUACUUGGGCUCACUGACAACACCACCCUGCAACGAGAGUGUUACUUGGAUAUUGUUCAAGAAGUACAUCGAGGUCUCUCACCAUCAGUUGAACAUCUUCCGUAACCUGAGGAAGUUCACGCGCGACGAAGAAUGUCCCUGUCACGAGAAUCACGGAGCUGUGAUCAACAACUUCCGCCCGCCACUGCCGCUCGGCAAUCGCGUUCUUCGCGAGUGCGGAAGCUUCUAAAAAGGGAAGGAAUCGUGCGCUUGGGCCUCGCUAUUUAUGGAAGAACGGAGAUUUGCAGGUAUAACGCAGAGGAGUAUUUGGGAUGUGUCUUUGCCGGCCAUCGAGGGGAGGAGGGGGGAGGGGUGGGGAGGGGGAGUUAGUUUUUAGGUCAUGUUCAAAUCUCUCGCCUAAAUCAUGCAGAACACGAAGACGUGUAAGAUAUAAAUAACACAAAAGAAGUAAAUAAAAC
Molecule: messenger RNA, 1626 nt
Organism: Neodiprion fabricii
Lineage: Eukaryota; Metazoa; Arthropoda; Insecta; Hymenoptera; Diprionidae
Gene: CAH1
Product: carbonic anhydrase 2
Exons: 8
Coding region: 477-1397 (306 amino acids)
Cellular component (GO): cytoplasm
Molecular function (GO): carbonate dehydratase activity; zinc ion binding
Source: RefSeq, a predicted model, not a curated record